This is a messenger RNA of Cinara cedri, 237 nucleotides long. NCBI's taxonomy places the organism in Eukaryota, Metazoa, Arthropoda, Insecta, Hemiptera, Aphididae. The record is from the annotation of a GenBank genome assembly.
AUGGAAAAGUCCGGUAAACAGGGAAUGGGCAUUAUGGGAGUAAAGAGAACGGGAUCAGAGAAGUUAUUGAGUUUAAAUCCCUUAAUACUAUGCGGUAAAGCUCGUUUUCGACAAAACGUACACAUACCCGCGGAGAAACUUCUUAGCUAUAAACUUGGACCAGUCAAACGUCAUAAAAAUAUUAUAUGCUUGAAUAAGUUCGUGUGCACCGUUGUAAGUAUUCAAGUGCGUACUUAA